GCUUCAAGCAGUAAAUGCCAGGAACACUGGAAAAAAAAUGAAACCUUACUCGGCUCAGAAUUCAUUCAGAAAAAUAAUUUUGGAAGGCAUGUAUUUUUGCCAAAUACAAUAUAUCCGCUCAGGUUUUUACUUGUAGCAAUAUUUAGUUAUAAAUGCUUGAUAAAACGGUAACAAAAACAUAAAUCUGUUUGGUUAAACAAAAAUAGACCUGCUCACUAAACUGAAUAUAUAAUUUAAGUCAUUGCUUAUAUUUUUUUCACUUUCUCUGUCAUUAAACAUCUUCCCUUUCUAAGCGACAGCUUGUAAAUAAAAGUUACAGUCUGCUGAUCAAAGUAUUGGCAGCAGCUGUAGGAUAACUUGUCCACCAGUUGGUCUGGUGUCUUCUGACUCCUCGGGUAGGAGUCGAGUUUCAGAUGGUCGACCUAUUCAACACGCUCCAUCAAUAAUGCAACGUCGACUGAUGUGCUUGUUGUUGAAAUCCGUCCUGCAUUUCACAGCCCUCGUUUCGCACCUCCUCUUCCCUGUAACGCGUCUCAUUAAUAAUGCCCAAGGCAGAUCAGGUGCAGGGUUGCAGGUUGAUUUGAAGGUGAGGAGUAAGUUUUUUUUUCUCUGAGCACAGAGCAGCCUAACGGGGAACAUCUGAUCGAUGGACAUCAAUCAAUGAGGAGAAAUCAAUGCAUGUUUCUGUAAAGGCCUAAUUUAUUCUAAUCAAACAUGAAAUCUGUUCUUAGCCCGGUUCUGCCUCAGCUGAUGUUCUCUGUAGUAAAAGGAUAAAUUUGAUCUUUUUACACUUUAUUUAACUACAAUCACUGCUUUACUAGGAGGACAAUAAAGAUGUGGUCUUCACCAACUGUUCGUAUGGUUUGCAUCCUAUUUGGGAUCAUAAGUGAUAUCACACCGGUGUGUUCACAACCCAGAUUAGUUCCAGGACAGAACAACAAGAUGACUGCUGAGGACGGCAAGUUAGGAGAGGACAUUCAAAAAGUCAUUGAUGAAAUCCACCUCCUCUCUGAGCAAAACUCACGCAGCUUUGCUGUCCCCUCCACAGAGGACCAUCUCAACCUGAAUACAUACUAUAGCAUCCUCAGUAACCUCUACAGGCUUUUUCAACCACUGAUGAGAAAGGGUUUUUUUGAUGACCUGCCUAAAAUGCUGGUUUGCCUUCUCUUAGAGAGACAGGACUGUGGCCUAGAGGCAGAGCUAACAAAGACAGUUUCAUUGGAGAUGGGGAAGCCGUUCCUUAUGUUUUUCUCCUCACUCAGAUCUCAGACCUGUGGUCCAAUGACCCCCGAUGGAGAGUCGAGGAGCUUCUUUGGGACCUACCUCAAUGUUGGAAGCACACUGACAUCGGCAUUUAGUGGUUUUCAGCAGCUGUUCAUUAACAUGCUGUCAAACCUCAUGCUGUCUGAGAACUUGACUAAUGUUCUGCGUAGCCUUCUAGAUUCACUUUCAGCCAAUGUGCUACAUUUCCUAUCAAUGUUCCUUGAAAUACCAGUUGAUUAUGUGAGAAUAGCCUUAGAGUUCGGAAUUGAAGUCCCAUCCCUGGAUGGACAAGACACCUGCCAGCAAGGCGAUCUCAAGCAGCUAAUUAUGUGGGGACUAAAGCGCAAUGUGAGUUGGUCUUUUGGCGUCCCACUUGUUGACAUCCUCCUGGAAUCCUUCCUCCCCUUAGAUGAAUCUUUGAACAAUUAUCCAGGAGCAGGAUGCCACAGUCCUUCCAGCAUCCUCUUUCAGCGCAGCGCAUCACCACCAAACAAACACACCGAUAUCCGCUACAAGAUGUCGUGUGAUCAUCAAAACCUGGCCAAUAUCAAUGACACUCUCUGUGCUGAUGUCCUCAUGGGUUUAGGAAAUGCAUCUCUGUCUUUGUUAACCUUUUGCAAAGCCCUGGGCUCCCUGAACAACAGCCAGAUGGAGCAUGUGUGGAGCAACAUGUGUUAUAUUUUUCAGAUGUUGACGUCUCCACUGGUCAACAAGUCAUCUAACUGUGUUGUUGAGGACACCCAGCCCUCUGCUGUGUCCAGCCCUCUGAACGAGUCUCAGCUGGUCCCUCCUUCAGCUCCUCGCCGAGUUGCCAGGGAGGCUUCAAGGCUCCAACAGCUGGACUGCAAUUAUAGCAGCUGGUUGAACAGCACUGCAGAUGCUGCUCUUGUGUCUUUCUGCAGAGAUAAUGAUAAUAAAGAGUUUGUGAGGCAGGUCUGUAACAAUGCUUCACUGAUGAAGAAGCUGCUCUUAGAUCAGGCGAACAUCUGGCUAUAUGGAUUCUGUGCUAACUCCUCUGCAGAUGAUGUGUACAUGGUGAGUCAGUUCUGCAGGUAUGAGCAGUGGAUUGACCAGCCUUCUUAUCAAGUGGGUGCUGCCCUGCUGCAGUUUUGUAUCAGCCUUGAUGCUCCAAGGCUCACCAGUCUAAUUUGUGAGCACACUGGAUUUUUCAUGCUUCUAAACUCCAACCCUGACAACUGGCAGCUGAUGCCCAACUGCACAAAUUCACGCCCUCCAGCACCGUUCCCUAACCCCAGUUUAUUACAAUUGGAUUCCUGCCAAUACUCAGAGUGGCACAACGUGAUGCAGAUUACCACAGAUAUUUUAUCAAAGUGCAUCCUUAUUGAUCAGAUUAGAUUUGCGACUGAGGUUUGCGCGAAUAAAACCUUUCUUAGCAACCUUCUGCAAAAUAAGGACAUUGCAUGGCUGGAAACCCACUGCAGCACCUUUUUGGUUGUUCAACCCACUGAACCAAUUCCAACCUUUGACCUGGCAUCGUGGUGCGACUAUCACACCUGGGGGGAGAGGCAGGUGGACGAUUCUGUUGUUGGCCUCUGCUGGCAGAACGAUCAAGCUGCUUUUCAGGAGAACGUGUGCUGCAAGAUAGCUGUGUUUGAAAAGUUGCUGGAAAACCCUAAGAACAAGUGGCUCACAACAGUCUGCACUGACAUGGAGAAAAUAACCGUGACACCACAGCUUUGCAGGUACACUGACUGGACCCAUCCUAUCAUCGUGGAUAUGACUGAGCUGGCUCUCUGUGCUGAGAUUGACCCACAGAACUUCACUUCCAAAGUCUGUGCUAAUGCUACAGUCAUACAGAACCUUCUGGCCAAUCAGGAUAAUGCAUGGCUGGUACAGUACUGCAGCAACCACUCAAGCUCAGUGAGCCCUCCUGUUACAGGUGGAGGACAGACCACCCUAACUGGAUUCAUAGUCUUUGAGCAGUGUGUGUACUCCAACUGGAUCACAUCUCUUCCAAAUGCAACACUCCUGGCUCAGUGCUGGGAGAACGACCAGGCCAAUUUCGUCUCAUCUAUCUGCCCUAACCCUGUCCUCCUUUUGCUUCUGUCCCGGGAGCCAUCUACAGCCUGGGUGAGCAGUAUGUGUACUACCUUUACUAACUACACCAACACCCCCACAAAGAACGGUACCACAACAGUACCCAACACCUGUGCAUCACAGACUCUAAUGAAGCAGUUCACCUUAUUGUGCCCAAAAUACCUCAUCCAAGACUGUCAGCCUUGUCCCAGUGAGAACAUGAUCCUACAAAUGAUGGUGCGCUGCUGGGUGGAGAGUCUGAGCUCAAGGAUGGAGAGUCUGCUGACUACGCCUGUAACUGAGGUGCUAAAUAAGGCAGUUGCUACUACUGUGGUGAUCCUGCUGGCUGUAGAGGACUCAAUGGGUCCCAUUUGGCAAGUCAACAACACCAUAAGACAAAACGUCCUGGCGUCUAUUGUUGACUUUUUAAAAAGAGAAACCAACCAGGACAAGAAGACAGUGUUGCUACAAUGCUUUGGGAUAGUACUCAGCAAUUUGCUGCAGUCAACAAGAGACAUGACUAGCAAGGAACAGCUUUUCAUCAAGGAGUAUUUCAGUUUGCCUUUGAGCAGCCUAAGGCCAGUGUUGGCUGCUGCACAUAUCAGCACAGUCAGGCUGAUCCUUCAGUACUAUAACAGAUUCAAGGACUCCCUACAGUUAUCAGAUGAAUACCAGUCCACCAUGGUGUCAGUGCUCCUAAAGAUCCACCAGGCAAAAGAUGAGAAACUUCUUCUUGAGUUGGGCUCUCUGCUGGCUGCAGCAAGUCCAACUGAUAUCCAGGCAUUGCCCUCCAUGCUCAACAUCAAUGUGCGGGAAACUAUCAACACAAACAUGGACAGAAUGAGUCUGGCCCAGCGAGAGGCAUUCGGCUUGUGGUACAGCAAAGUUAUGUCCGCCUCUAACAUCACUGGAGGUCAUCUAUCGCUCAUCAGGGACACAGGAAACCUGAUUGCUUACUUGCCUUUCCACAGUUUCCAACACCUUUCAGCUGCUCAGCUGUUCGAUGGUCUGGAUGUGUUGCAGAGAAACACGCUCUCUUCUCUAAAGCAGGAAUUCAUUGCCGACAAAUUUAUUGGGACCUACAGGAACCUGACGGCUCAGGACUUUAUCCGAUUGGGAAAUCUGUCAUGCCUCGCAGAUCCAGAGGAUCUCCUUGUUUACAGAAAUACUGAAGCCUUUCAGGUCAUCCAGGAGAACAUAUUGAGCUGCGCACUCAAAGGACUCAGUCUGCCCAGUCAAAUGGUUUCAGAUUUCUUACUCAACAACCCAGAGCUUCAGACCCCGUCCUCACUCAGUGCUAACCGACUGAAAGAGCUUGCCCCACUCCUGCCCUUACUAGGUGUAACCUUCUUAAAGGAUCUGACAUCAUCUCAGCUGAUCUCUGCUCUUCCUGCACUUAAAUCCGUACCAUUCACACCAAUACAGGCAUCUAUAAUUGUGGACAAGCUGUUUUUAAACAACACGCUGAGGCAGAACCAGCUGCAGGAGCUUGGCUCGCUCAUUGUUGGUGUAAAGACAGAGACCCUGCUGCCCCUCACUUCUGACAGACUGCUGUCCAUGUUGAAGGCCCUCAGCCAACACACUCCCAUCCGCUGCCUGCCACACAAGCAUGCCCUCUGCGCACCAGAAGCAAACGCCAUUGCAACCAAACUAUGGGGCUUUCCAGAAGUUGUCAGCUGGCUGGAUGACGUGGAGCCUUUGCUCAGAUGCACGCCCCUGCUGAGUAUCCUUCCCAGAACUCGCCUUCUUGUGGAAAGACUCUCUAAUACAUCCACUAAACCUUGGAACACACAGCAGGCUCAAGCAAUUGUCAAAGAGCUGAUUAAUAUUAACCCAGAUCUAAUCAAACAAGAUUUUCUGACUCUGCAAAGACUGGGUCAGGGUCUCAGCUGUAAGAUCUUAAAGUACCAUUUUCAGGCUGAUAAAUCACCUUCUUCUGUGAGGAAGAUUUUGAGCUUCCUUCAGAAGCAGCCUACUGUUCUUCACACUUCCCUGAAAAAGUGUGUGAUCGAGGAGCUGGACACAUUUGACUUCACCGACAUGCUUCAGGAUCUUGGAGCUGAAAUUGCUUUGUCGAUACCGGUGAGCACCAUUAAGAAGUUUUCUGCAGAUAAGAUGGACACUCUGAGGAACAUGAUUGUCACUACACCUCAACACUUUCUCAUGUUAUCCAGAACAAAACAGGAGCUUCUUGUUGACAAGAUUGUUCAGAGGAUGGCCAUGAACACCGGGCCAUUCACCGAAGAGGAGUUUCGUUCACUGGGCAUUAUGGCACCAUUUGUGGAGGAUGAAGUUUUUGUUCAGUUGGAACGAACCUUCUUCAUUCAAAACCUGGAAUACCUCAAAGGACUGUGCUACAGCAGCAGCAAGACGGAAAUAGUGGCACGUAUGCUGCAAGAACCUGCUGUUUUUGGGCCAGUGAAAAACUGGAACAAGGCAACUCUCAGUGCGGUGGGACGGUUUCUCUUUUUCCUGCCUUGGAACAUUCUACAGGAGAUUUCAUCGCCGUUGAUGACGGUGGGGCGCAUAGAGAGGCUGUUCAUGAGCCACCGUCAUUGGGAGGAGGGGGAAGUGGGGAUCCUCUGCUCAGACAUGAACGAGAGGAAGGAACUUUCUCAAAAACAGCAGUUUGUUCUGCAGACUUACCUGGGAUUCCUGAAAAUAAAUUCUUUCUCACUUCCUCAAAUUGUUCCGACCUGUGAAAUCCUGCGUACCACAGCCCCGUCUGCCUGGACUUCAAGCAGCCUUGGCAGGAUGUCUUCAUCUGCCUUCUCCAACUGUCUGGAGCUAAUGGGGCAGGACCCCUUCCUUCAAUCCUAUCAGCGUGCAGAGGUUCUCAGCAGAGUAAAAAAGAUAUAUGGCCCUAUCUCCUCCUUCUCCCAGUCUCUAAUUGCUCAGCUGGGUGGAAUAGCAUUAGAGCUGUCACCAGAAGAGCUGAGUGCUCUUCAUCUGGAAGAACGAAGGAGUAUUGCUGCUAUGGGAGCCAUCAGCACCUGGAACAACAGACAGCUGACUACACUGUUUACUAGAGUGUUGAACUCCACCAAGCGGACACCGAGUCAGCUUGACUCCAGCAUGCUGGUGGCGCUCGGACACAUUGUGUGCGGAGCUAAAACCACAGAGAUCAAGACUUUUAACAAUGUGGAGUUAAGUAAGGCAGUUCUCUGGCUGGGGCAGCUGAGGCUGUCCUGCUCAGAGGAGCAGAUGCUUGCUCUGGUUGAGCUGCUCACCAACAAUCUUGCUUUUGGACCCAUGGAUUCAUGGGGCACAGAUGUGUUUAUUGAAAUAGGAGUCCUGGCAGCUGGUCUUCCUGAUAUUGCCAUGUCAGCUCUGGUGAAAGAACAAAUCGAAGGUAUCACGCCCCUGGCUAUCUCCAUUAUACCUCCUGAAAAGUUUGCUUUCUUGCUUUAG
This is a messenger RNA of Cyprinodon tularosa, 6711 nucleotides long. RefSeq names its product stereocilin 1 (gene strc1). Lineage: Eukaryota; Metazoa; Chordata; Actinopteri; Cyprinodontiformes; Cyprinodontidae. The record is from RefSeq and is a predicted model, not a curated record. Gene Ontology annotation, cellular component: cell surface; kinocilium; stereocilium tip. Bases 835 to 6711 code for a protein of 1958 amino acids. The transcript is spliced from 28 exons. Gene Ontology annotation, biological process: cell-matrix adhesion.